GUUGGAUAUAUACAAAUGCAAAACAAUAAAAAAUUUUUACAUUUAUCAAUAUUUUAGUUUACAAGUAACAAGAGCUUUGUGUAUGAACAAGACCCUAAAAAGGGUUUUAUUGAUGAGAAUACCACAAGGAGAUCUUGUUUUGCAUUUCAAAUUACGUUUUACCUUUUGGCGGUAAGUUGGAAUUCCAUUGCAAAUAUUUAUAGGUACAUUGUUGGGGAUGGUGCGCGCUAACCGACGUAAGCCCAUUGAAGAGGUAUAUGGCACUAAAUUGGAGCCGAUGCAGCCGGCCCGACUGCAAGCCAUUCCGCAGCCGGGGAUGACUAAGACAGCCACAAUGCGUGUGAACUCCUCACGCCAAGGAGAUAGUCGCACUCAGCGCAGUUAUGUUACUGCCAAUGAUUAUUAUAUUACUACAAAUGUACCGUUGAAUGCCACCAAUAUGCGUGCGGCAUCCAGUGCCGUGAUGGGCCAUCCUGCAAAGCAGCCUCCGCUUCCUGUUCAGCUCCAGCCGGCGUCCACGCAGGUAACAAGCUAUGGAUCGAUAUCGAACCGACGAAACAAGGCUAGUUCACGGCAGCCGCUACCCGUCCAGCAGACGAAGGUGCAUUUUGUGCCCACAGAAGGCAAGGCCAAUUGCCACCCACAUCCACAGUUACACAAUCAUCCAUAUGCCAAGGCGAUGCCGCUGGAAUUGACUCAGCGCACGGUCUAUGGGCAGAAUUCUGAAAUCGAUCCCAAUGCAACGGAGCUUUCGGAAAAGGAUCAGAUGCACGGACGACGGUCACAUGGCCAUUCGCAUCAGAUACCGAGUCAGCAGCAUCCCCAACAUCCCCAACAUCCCCAACAUCCCCUACAGCAUCAGCUACAUCAGCAGCAGCACUUGCCGAGCAACAACAGUAUCCACACCAAUAUGCAGCAAAUCCAUCAACAUUCGCAUUCCAAUAUGAAACAUCAGCAGCAACAUCACCUACAAAUUCAGCAGCAACAAAUGUUUCAACAGCAACAGCAGCAGCAACAGCAGCAGCAGCUGCAUCAUCAGCGUGGUCCGCCACAUUUGCGUCAGCGUAACGGCAUGCAGAGGCCUGUUGUAACCGAGGAGGAGGAGGAGAAGGAUGAAGAUCCUGAGGAAUUCUUUGAGCUUAUACGCCAGACCGUGAGGAAGGCAGUUGGAACUACUAUUUCAGAGGUGAUAUCGCGGAAUUUCCGCGACUUGGCUAGCAAAAUGGAACGCUUUUCGAAUGAAUUAAAGAUGACCAAUGACAACUUGGGGAAACUACAAGCAGAGGUUACCAACAAGGUAAUGCACUAUGGAGAAGAGAAUACCCGUCACUUUCGGUAUCUAUGCAUGAAAUCUGAAUAUGAUAAGAUGUUUUACCAACAGCAGUCACUGACUGCCGGCAAGCAGAUGUCUGCAAAAGUGGCCCCAGCUCCAGCAUUGCCCAAUCCAAAGCCUACAACGAUGACGACCACAAGAGUCUCCAAGCAGGCAGCUGCCUUCAAUAUGAAGUCCGGCAAGCAGUUGACGGGCAGAAAAAUGGGUUACGCCAACUUGAAGAAAGCACCAAACGAAUGCGUCAAAGAGCAGAAUCCUUGUGCAUGUCACAGCACUUCGAAGUCAUCACACCAGCAGCCGACGGAAGACCACCAAUCGUCAUCGGAUCAGAGCGUCAAUGUUAAGUCCUCGGAGCUGGGUGUUCGCGAAGUGUUGGGGCAAAUACAACGCUUUUGCACACAGAUGCAGCUUAGUGAUAUGAAAGAAGAGCAGCCGAAGUACAACUCGAAGACUGGCCUCUGUAACAUGGAGCUAAGUGAGAAGCUAAGCUCCGGCUCCAAUAGCUUGGCAGUCGAUAAGGCAUGCAGCAACGCCAAGACAAAGACACUUAUGCCAAUUAGUGCUCCUCCAGCUGAUGCUAUCGACAUGGAGGCGGAGACACCAGUUGAUAGUAUGGACGAGAUUGAGAUUGACAAUUUUCAGUACAGCUCCGAUGAGAUGUCUUCGUACAGUGAUGACGACAGCGAGGUGAAAUUUUCAGGCAGCACCACAGCCCGUGCUCCGCUGCAAUCAUCCAGGCUUAAACUCCCAGUCCAACACUCAAACAAAGGUGCCGGCGAUGGUCAAUAAUCCAAAGACUGAACGAAUGCCAAAAGACGAGCAAAACAAAACCAUCCAACUGAAUUUUCCUGAGAACAUCUUGCGUUGUGGUUAACUUUUAUUUGGAUCGCGCAAAAUUUUAAAUGUCAAGUGCUAAGCGGGGGGCAGGCGCCUGGGUCCACAAAAAAACGAUUUGGAUAUAUUUUACUGAAAGAAAUUUGUUCAAUGCGUGACUUUGUUUUAUUGCCUCAGGAAAAUAUAUGACAAUAAAAGGUUACUGUGCAUACAAUAUUACAAUGAUACAAAACAAAAAAAAAA
Drosophila hydei is the source of this 2410-nucleotide messenger RNA. RefSeq names its product basic-leucine zipper transcription factor A. Bases 218 to 2122 code for a protein of 634 amino acids. The transcript has 3 exons. NCBI's taxonomy places the organism in Eukaryota, Metazoa, Arthropoda, Insecta, Diptera, Drosophilidae. The record is from RefSeq and is a predicted model, not a curated record.